ACGGGUGACCACGUGACCAUGUCCCGCCUGGGCCGCCUCUGCCCCUCCCGCUCCCUGCUGCUCCUCUGUGGCCUCCAGGAGCGCUUCCGGCCCCACGUGCGCGGCUUCGGCCUGGUCCUGAGCGCGGCCGCAAGGUGCCCACGUGUCAGUGAGUCCCAAGGGUGUCAGUGGGUUCCAUGGAUGUCAAUGGGUGUCAAUGGGUUUCAGUGGGGCUCAAUGGGUGUCAAUGGGUGUCAAUGGGUGUCAAUGGAUGUCAAUGGGUGUCAAUGGGUGUCAAUGGAUGUCAAUGGGUGUCAGUGGGUGUCAAUGGGUGUCAAUGGGUGUCAAUGGAUGUCAAUGGGUGUCAGUGGGUGUCAGUGGGUGUCAGUGGGUGUCAAUGGGUGUCAAUGGGUGUCAAUGGGUGUCAAUGGGUGUCAAUGGGUGUCAGUGGGUGUCAAUGGGUGUCAAUGGGUCAAUGGGUGUCAAUGGGUGUCAGUGGGUGUCAAUGGAUGUCAAUGGAUGUCAAUGGGUGUCAAUGGAUGUCAAUGGGUGUCAAUGGAUGUCAAUGGAUGUCAAUGGGUGUCAAUGGGUGUCAAUGGGUGUCAAUGGGUGUCAAUGGGUGUCAAUGGGUGUCAAUGGGUGUCAAUGGGUGUCAAUGGGUGUCAAUGGGUGUCAAUGGGUGUCAAUGGGUGUCAAUGGGUGUCAGUGGGUGUCAAUGGGUGUCAAUGGGUGUCAAUGGGUGUCAAUGGGUGUCAAUGGGUGUCAGUGGGUGUCAGUGGGUGUCAAUGGAUGUCAAUGGGUGUCAAUGGAUGUCAAUGGAUGUCAGUGGGUGUCAGUGGGUGUCAAUGGGUGUCAAUGGGUGUCAGUGGGUGUCAGUGGGUGUCAAUGGGUGUCAAUGGGUGUCAAUGGGUGUCAAUGGGUGUCAAUGGGUGUCAGUGGGUGUCAAUGGGUGUCAAUGGGUGUCAAUGGGUGUCAAUGGGUGUCAAUGGGCUCCCUGGGGCCCACGGCUCUCUCGCUAUGGGGCAGCCCCAUGGAGCGGCCGUGGGGCUGCAGCGGCUCCAGGCCAGCGGCGCCUUCCUGGGCACGAGCGGGAGCCUCCUGCUGGGGCUGCUGCGGGACAGCGCCCACCCCCGCUUCCGGCAGGCACCGCCCCGCCCACUAUGCAAAUGA
Neopsephotus bourkii (Bourke's parrot) is the source of this 1149-nucleotide messenger RNA. Its product is annotated as mucin-19-like. Bases 19 to 1149 code for a protein of 376 amino acids. The record is from RefSeq and is a predicted model, not a curated record. NCBI's taxonomy places the organism in Eukaryota, Metazoa, Chordata, Aves, Psittaciformes, Psittacidae. The transcript has 2 exons.